Hydatigera taeniaeformis is the source of this 1530-nucleotide messenger RNA. The record is from the annotation of a GenBank genome assembly. Lineage: Eukaryota; Metazoa; Platyhelminthes; Cestoda; Cyclophyllidea; Taeniidae.
AUGUCAUCUCUGGGUGGUUCUGCUCACAAUCAGUAUGCUCACUCCAACGGCGAACCUAGCACGUCGGGGGAUCACCGACAUGAGAACGCAGCUGCAACUUGUCGCUGUUCCAUAGAUCCUAAGCUCAUCAUUCGUAUCGGAGCUAAGCAGAUAAUAAGCCUCGUCAUACCGGUCUCAAUAUGCAUGUUUCUUGUGGUCUUCAUCAGCAAAACCGUGCCCUACUUUUCCACAACUGAUGUGUACCUUAUUUAUACGCCCUUCCACACGCCGAAUGCAGAUAUCGGCACGCAAACCUGGCAAACUCUUGCAAACGUGGCCAUAUUUUUGAGCAUUGUAGUUGUGAUGACUUUCCUUCUUGUGCUCUUAUUCAAAUUCAAGUGCUACAAGUGUCUCACAGGUUGGCUUAUCGCGACUACAUUCCUUCUUGUCUUCGUCAUUUCAUUCAUAUUUUUCGCAGAAAUACUGCGAACUUCUAUGGUAUUCUUCGACAACAUCACGUUUGCCAUUCUUCUGUGGAAUUUCGGAGUACUAGGCCUGAUGUCCAUCCACUGGCGUAGUCCUCUUAUCUUGCAGCAGGCCUAUCUCAUCUUCAACAGUGUUCAAAUGGCCCUCAUUUUCCUAAAAUUUUUACCUAAGUGGACCUGCUGGGCUCUCCUCGGAGCACUAGCUAUCUGGGGUGAGGUGCCCUUGUGUCCCGUUACCAUGCUUAAGUGUACCUGUCCAUCUUUCACAUGGCGAGUUAACUCAGUCGGUUUGUUUAUAGACUUGAUAGCAGUCCUUUGUCCACGGGGUCCUCUUCGUAUGCUGGUGGAGAUGGCGCAGGAACGCAAUCAACCACUCUUCCCCGCUAUGAUCUACUCUACAACCACGGCCUAUAUUGUCACGAUGCAGCCGGUGGCGUUGAAAAGGAAUGAUGAAUCUCAUUUGGCGCACGCGGAUCCCUCCGUUAAGCCACAAGAAAAUUAUGCCAGCGUCGGACAUCCUCCUUCUCACCUGUCUACCUCCCCCGCGCCUCUCCCUGAAUUUGGCAAUGGAUCAGGUAAUUCAUCUCAACCAAAUGGAACGACUAACGAUUCAGCCUACAUGGAGGGGCAUCAGCCUACUCAGGUAGAAGUAAAUGCAACUCACCAGGAGCAGUGCAAUCUCACGCCUCCUUUGACAACCGAUUCUACGGAGCAGAGCAGCCAUAAUGGCGAACAGUUAGAAAACGCUAACGAUCGUUUGAGACACCUGCAGGAAGAUGUGAUUGGACGUGAGGAACAUGGAGUGAAGCUGGGUUUGGGGGACUUUAUCUUCUACAGUCUUCUGAUAGGACGCGCUUCCUUGGAUGGUGACGUGUUGACUGUGGUGGCGUGCUAUGUAGCCAUCUUGGUAGGCAUGUGCUUCACCAUCGUGGCGCUGGGGGUAGCGCGAAAGGCUCUUCCUGCUCUCCCCAUUUCAAUUGCAUGUGGCAUUGUCUUCUACUUCUCCACUGCCGUUGUUAUUACUCCAUUCAUCCGUGCCACUUCUGAAAAACGCCUCCUUUUUUAG